Molecule: messenger RNA, 1449 nt
Organism: Phascolarctos cinereus (koala)
Lineage: Eukaryota; Metazoa; Chordata; Mammalia; Diprotodontia; Phascolarctidae
Source: RefSeq, a predicted model, not a curated record
AUGCACUCCGCCGGCCCCUCGCCCCACCCCCCCCACCCCCCGCCUCCCGACGCGGGCAGCGGCGGCGGCCCCCGGGGGCUGUCACCUCGAGGCGCGUUGCGCUCCCGAUGGCGGGGACCCACCCGGGCGCCAGGACUCCCGGGAGAGAGACGGCCCGCGCGGGCGGUCAGCACCUGCUCUGCGUCUGUCCGUCUGUCCUCAUCCCCGACCCCCUGGCUCACCCGACUAGUGGCGCGGACAACGGGGCCCAGGACGCCCGCAGGCCCCGGCCGGGCUGGAAUCCGGCGGCUGGAACCCCCCGGGGGCGCUCAAUUCCCGGGCUCCACGCUGCUGCGUCAGCGCCUCCUCCUGGGGGCCGGGGCCGGGCGGGCGGGCGGAGCGGGGGCCGCGACCGGGCGGGGCCGUCGGAGGAGCGGGCGGGCCCGGUCCGGGCGGGAGGGCUGCUGGGGCCGUGCAGGCGGGGCGGGCGUCCAGACAGGCGGGCGGCGGGGCCGGGCUCCGGGAUCCGCUACGCCGCUCGCGGUUCCCCCACAAACUCCCCGAGAGCGGAGCCUCCGCCGCCCUCCUUCCUGCUUCCUCGUCCGCAGCCAAUCGGAUUAUGGCCCUCCGCCACCUCCACCAAUUAGCAACAAGCCCUGGGCUGGCCCCCGCCAGCCAAUCCCGGCCCUCUGUUCCCCCUCCCCGCCCCGGACCAAUCAGAGCCGCCCCCACCGGCCGGCCUGUCCCAACGCAGGGGGCAGCACGAGGCUGCCGGGGGAGGAGUCUGCCGACCCCCAAGACCCUCUCCCCAGAAGCUCGCCCCAGCUACCCCCCCCGGGAAAGUCUUACGUAGCGCCCCCCCAUGCUAGCAUUCCCCUUCCCGUCCCCCACCCCCCACCCCCUCCAUCUCCCGCCCUCCCGCCCAGCCACCCAUCCAGGGAAACUGCAGGAGGCACGGACACACCCCACCCUCGCAGGCUCCUGCUGCCCGAGGUUAAGCUAGGGGGAACCCAGCAAGAAAAGAAACAAGCUUGGACGCCCCCUGCAUUAGAGACCCCAGACCCCACUUUCACCUAUUUCCAUCUCGCGGCAAAGGCAAAUGUGCGUUCCCCUACACCGCCACCCUUCCCACCCCCCACCCGCCAUCAGCCCACUACGGGAGUCGUCAGGAGAGCUCCCGGAGCAAAGGGUGGGCAGUGUGACAGUCUCAGCGGGGCUACCUCAGAGUCCUCGAGCCGAGAUGCAGUUAUUUUGGCAGAUCGGGUGGGGAGUCCAGACGCCGAGGCGGAGGGGAGAGGCGAAGAACAAUCUAGAUCCACUGACAGUCUGAAGACCUGGGUCUGGGAGCAAUAUGCUCUGGGCCCCAGGCAUGGGAGGGAGCAACACCCAAAGAGAACUCGGUCAGAAGAAACCAAGCCUCCUAGUAACCUAAGCAACCCUCCCGAGAGCUGCGGUAUCAUAAGCGCAUAG